ACUUAUUAAAUAGAUCUUGAUUAAAUCUGAGGUUGACAUUAUGCCAAUAUUUGGCAGGAGUGCUGGGAGCACUAAAAGUCCCUCGGAAACUGUAAAAUCCCUGCUGGAAAGCUUAACAAAGCUAGGACGAGCGGAUGUGAAAGAAAAGGAUAAAGAGCGAGAAAAUGAAAAUGUACAUAAAAUGCUCCUUCAUCUAAAGGCCAUGUUGUCCAGUGAAGAAUCUUCAUCGGAUCUUGUUCUGCAAGUGUGCAAUGAAAUACACACUAAAGGUGUGUUCCAGGCACUUAUCUUGGACUUGGAUAAAAUUGGUUUUGAAAGUAGAAAACUAUUCACGGAAAUAUUCUACCACAUGAUUACGCGGCAAAUUGGGACGAAUAAGCCUACUAUAGACUACCUCGUAGCAAUGCCGGAGCUCAUCUAUGCCUUGAUGGACUGUUACCAGAGGGGCCAGGAGGUAGCUCUAACUUGUGGGACGAUGCUGAGGUACUGCAUCAAAUACUCGAGUGAUCUGACUAGUGUCAUGCUCAACUCUGAGAAGUUCUUCACGUAUUUCCAAUAUGUCGAAAUGCAACCUUUCGAUCUAUCCUCGGACGCAUUCUCCUCUUUCAAAGACAUGCUAACAAUUCACAAACAAGUGGCAGCUAGUUUUUUAGAGGCGAAUUACGACCGCUUCUUCUCUGAAUACAAGGUGCUUUUGGAUUCUGGCAACUACGUCACCAAAAGACAGUCGCUCAAGUUGCUCGGAGAACUGCUUUUGGAUAGACAUAACUUCGCAGUUAUGACGAAGUACAUCAGCAGCGUCGAGAACCUGAAACAGAUCAUGAAUUUGUUGAAAGACAAUUCUCGCAGCAUACAGUUCGAAGCGUUCCAUGUUUUCAAGGUUUUUGUGGCUAAUCCGAACAAGACCAGAGAAGUCAAUGAUAUUUUGGUGCGAAAUAAAGACAAGCUGAUCGAAUUUCUAUCUUCAUUUCAAACAGAUCGUCAAGAGGAAGACCAACAGUUUUUGGACGAGAAAACCUACCUGAUCAGACAAAUUACUCAGAUGAGCUGAGCAAAUGAAUUGGAAGAAUUCCUGAAAUAUGCAAUCCAGGGCAAUCUCCUUGCCCAUCAAACUCGCUAAUUCGUCUGAUUCGAUCGAACCACUGAUCAUCUACAGGGCUGGGAAAAAGUCUAAUCUACAUCUUUUUUUUUGUGUCUGAAAAAUAUGAGAUAAAUACGUUUUUUUUUGGUCUUGUUAUCUGAAUAAAGCACUCCCAUCCCUGAUUAUGUACCUCAAAUGAAAUUAAUUGAACCGCAACGCUGGCAAUUGUUUAUAUGUAAUGAAUGUAUUGUGACUUAUAAAAGGUAACUUAAACUGUAAAUGCUUUACCAUACAUACUAUUAUCCUUAGUUUGACUGGCUUUCAAUCUAUUUCAUUUGGACAUGAGCGUAAAUAAAUAGAUUAACAUUCGCGUUUAUUAGAUUCAUUUUCAAAUAAUUCAAUAAUUGUACCA
Symsagittifera roscoffensis is the source of this 1493-nucleotide messenger RNA. RefSeq names its product calcium-binding protein 39-like. Gene Ontology annotation, biological process: intracellular signal transduction. The transcript has 9 exons. Lineage: Eukaryota; Metazoa; Xenacoelomorpha; Acoela; Convolutidae. The record is from RefSeq and is a predicted model, not a curated record. The coding region runs from base 41 to 1051 and encodes 336 amino acids. Gene Ontology annotation, molecular function: protein serine/threonine kinase activator activity.